Molecule: messenger RNA, 4529 nt
Organism: Sciurus carolinensis (gray squirrel)
Lineage: Eukaryota; Metazoa; Chordata; Mammalia; Rodentia; Sciuridae
Gene: Inhbb
Product: inhibin subunit beta B
Exons: 2
Coding region: 1366-2589 (407 amino acids)
Biological process (GO): SMAD protein signal transduction; BMP signaling pathway
Cellular component (GO): extracellular region
Molecular function (GO): growth factor activity; cytokine activity
Source: RefSeq, a predicted model, not a curated record
AAGCGGAGGGAAGCGGAGGUGGGCGGGGGAGCGGGCAACACCGACCUGAACAGAUUCCGCCUCCCCCUCCGCCCCCGGGAAGCCCGAGUGGGGAGGCGCGGACCGUCUCCUCCCGCACGGCCAGGACGACACUCCCCCCCCUUUUCUGCCAACGUCUAUCUCAACGCGCGCGCACAUACGGAGAGUGUGCAGCUUUUUUACCCCUCGGGAGAAAAAAACGGGGAGUGUAAAAGAAGACAGGGCAAAGCGAAGAACUCCUCCUCGGUGUGCUCUACACUCCGUGCCGCGGUUGAGCGCGGGGACGCCGCUGCCACCCGCCCGCUCUCUCCCGGCCCUGCAGCGUGUGCCAGUGUGAGCGCGAGCUAGGGCAUCCGCUCUCGGGGACGCCGGGAGACUUUUAGGUGCUCAAGCAGACCUCUCCACCGCCGCGGCAGGCAGAAGAGACAGGGACGAGAAGGGCCCGGCCUCCGCCUCGCCUUCCUCGGCCGGCGCCCCGCGCCCGGCCGGCCCGCGCAGGCAGGCAGAGGGAGGCGGCGAGGAGGCGGGCAGAGCAGAGGCCCCGGAGAAGCUCGCAGCGGUCGGCCCUACCGCUGCCCGCCCGUGGAUGCGGCGCCCCGGGAGCCUGGAGACAACUUUGUCGUGUGACGCGCCGAGAGGACUGCAGGGCCCGCGGCCGAGGGCUCAGCGCCGCCUGUGAGCUGGCCCGCGCGGCCGGCGCUCCCCAACACCGCGCUCGCUCCGCGCCGCCGCCCGCCGGCCCGCGGCGGGGACGACCUGCCCGUCGCCGGCGGCGGCGGCUCUUUCUCCGAGCCAGGCAGCGAGGGCGAGGCGCUCAGGUGCGAGCGUGGGGCCCCGCCGCAGCGCCCGCCGCAGCGCCGCGCCAAGCCGCGCCCGGCUCCGCUCCGGGGGCUCGGGCACCUUCUUCUCGGUCUCAACCAAGUUGCGUCGACCGGCUCCUUCGCCACCUUCCCAUCCCCGCGACUGAGUCGCCGCUGCUGCUGCUUUCGCUUCACCCAAGCGGGGGCUGCGGGGCCCCGACGCGAAGAGGAUGGACAGAAGGCUGCAGAUGCUGAGGCUCCCCGAGACGCCCGUGCGGCAGUGACCCGCCCGCGUCCGGCGCGCCCCUCCGGCCCCAGCGGCCCUCCGCGCCCCUUCUCCGCCGCGCGGGAACCCCCGCGGCCCGGCCGGCCCCCUCCCCCUGCGAGCCGGCUGCGGCCCUCCCGGCAGGCGGGCGGGCGGAGGCCCGGGCGGGCGCGGGCUCGGGCGGGGGCGGGGCGGGGCGGUGCGCCCGGAGCCCGGAGCCCGGAGCCCGGCCCUGCGCUCGGCUCGCCUCGCGGCGGGCGCCCUCGUCGCCAGCGGCGCACCAUGGACGGGUUGCCCGGUCGGGCGUUGGGGGCCGCCUGCCUUCUGCUCCUGGUGGCGGGCUGGCUGGGGCCCGAGGCCUGGGGCUCCCCCACGCCCCCGCCGUCGCCCGCUGCGCCGCCGCCGCCCCCGCCGCCCGGAGCUCCAGGCGCCUCGCAGGACACCUGUACGUCGUGCGGCGGCUUCCGGCGGCCUGAAGAGCUGGGCCGGGUGGACGGCGACUUCCUGGAGGCGGUGAAGCGGCACAUCUUGAACCGCCUGCAGUUGCGGGGCCGACCCAACAUCACGCACGCCGUGCCUAAGGCCGCCAUGGUCACGGCCCUGCGCAAGCUGCACGCUGGCAAGGUGCGCGAGGACGGCCGCGUGGAGAUCCCACACCUCGACGGCCAUGCUAGCCCCGGCGUCGACGGCCAGGAGCGCGUCUCCGAAAUCAUCAGCUUUGCGGAGACAGAUGGCCUCGCCUCCUCCCGGGUUCGCUUGUACUUUUUCGUUUCCAACGAAGGCAACCAGAACCUGUUUGUGGUGCAGGCCAGCCUGUGGCUUUACCUGAAACUUCUGCCCUAUGUGCUGGAGAAGGGUAGUCGGCGGAAGGUGCGGGUCAAGGUGUACUUCCAGGAGCAGGGCCAUGGCGACAGGUGGAAUGUGGUGGAGAAGAAGGUGGACCUCAAGCGUAGUGGCUGGCAUACCUUUCCGCUCACAGAGGCCCUCCAGGCCUUGUUCGAGCGGGGUGAACGUCGACUUAACCUGGAUGUGCAGUGCGAUAGCUGCCAGGAGCUGGCCGUGGUGCCGGUGUUCGUGGACCCCGGUGAGGAGUCACACCGGCCCUUUGUGGUGGUGCAGGCUCGGCUGGGCGACAACAGGCAUCGCAUCCGGAAGCGGGGCCUGGAGUGUGAUGGCCGGACCAACCUCUGUUGCAGGCAACAGUUCUUCAUCGACUUCCGGCUCAUCGGCUGGAAUGACUGGAUCAUUGCGCCCACUGGCUACUACGGGAACUACUGCGAGGGCAGCUGCCCGGCUUACCUGGCCGGGGUCCCCGGCUCCGCCUCCUCCUUCCACACUGCUGUGGUGAACCAGUACCGCAUGCGGGGCCUGAACCCCGGCCCCGUGAACUCCUGCUGCAUCCCCACCAAGCUGAGCUCCAUGUCCAUGCUCUACUUUGAUGACGAGUACAACAUCGUCAAGCGGGACGUGCCCAACAUGAUAGUAGAGGAGUGUGGCUGCGCCUGAUGGCAGAGGGCAGGGGCGCAGCGGCAGUGGGGUGUGGACGACAGUCCCCAGUGGGCUUCUUCCAGCCCCUGCGGGGACAGGAGGUGCCUGGUGGGCUGAGCACGGUCGUUCCGUUGGGCUGCAGAGAGAGUGCCAGGGUGAAGCCUGAAAGAAUUUCCUACUACUUCAUAGAGCAACCAGUCAAAACCAGAGGGAGAGCCCUCAGCUGACAUGAGAGACUUUCAAAUGCACACGUAGACACGCACAGCCAGACGCAUCCUGCCACCCACACAGCAGCCUCCAGGAUACCAGCAAAUGGAUGCGGUGACAAAUGGCAGCUUAGCUACCAAUGCCUGUCAGUUGAAGAGAAUGGGGUGAGCAGCCACCAUUCCCACCAGCUGGCCGGGCCACUCUGAAUCGCGCCUUCUGAGCACACAUAAAAGCACAAAGACAGAGACAGGGAGAGAGAGAGAGAAAGAGAGAGAGAGAGAAAGAGAGUGCCAUGGAGAAGGAAAGCAGGGUGGAGAGUGUGCAGGCAGGCCGCAUGUCCCCCUGGGCCAUGCCAGGCCUGCUCUGCCACUGCAGCUCCUGGCGCAGACGUGUCCACUUCUCCCCACCUGGCAUUCUCCAUGCUGCGAGACCAGGGAACUGUCCUUCCACACCCUUGUAGAGGGAAGGAGGCCCAGGAAGGACACCAACUGUCAGAGACUGGAGCAGGGGCAGUGACCGUUCUACUCUUCGUCACUCGGGUCCCUGACAUGACUUAUGUGUGUGUGUGUGUUUGUGGGGUGGGGCGGGUGGGAGAGGAGAGGGGUCUUAAUUUGAUGCUUUAACUGAUCUCCAACAGUUGACAGGUCAUUUGUGCCAGUUGUAGAACUGAAAAGACUUUCCUAUCAGGUAUGACCUUUUACGUGAAAAAUCGAAUUGUUCAAAAUGAGAAGAAGAAAAGUUGCAAUCGGUGCCCUUCCCUGGGGACAUUCCUCUGGGACUGGUUGGGGGAGGGUGGGAAUGACCACUAGGCAAGGGGGUGAGCCCAGAGGAGGCAAUGGGGAGUGGAGGCAUUCUGGAAAUGCUGGUUGGGGGGGCUCCCUCAGCACAGGGUGGGGGAAGGGAGCCGCUCCGCUGGCCUUGGAGAGAUGGGGAAGGCUUUCACUGCUUUGCAGAAGUUGCCUGUGUGGGUGGGCCCUGGCCACCGGGGCAGCCAUGGACAUGGCACCUGCCCACUCACCCGCCUGCCCCGCAUAGCACUUGCCAACCUGCCUGAACGCACAUGAUAUAGCACUUGCCGAUCUGCGCGUGUCCAGAAGUGGCCCUGGGAAGAGCGCUGAAGUCGCUCUCCUUCUAGAUGUCCAAGUGCCACGCGAACUAUGCAAUUUAAAGGGUCGACCCACACUAGAUGAAACUGGACUCGUAUGACUCUUUUUAUAUUUUUUUAUACUUGAAAUGAAAUCCUUUGCUUCUUUUUUAAGCGAAUGAUUGCUUUUAAUGUUUGCACUGAUUUAGUUGCAUGGUUAGUCAGAAACUGCCAUUUGAAAAAAGAAGUUAUUUUUAUAGCAGCAAAAAAAAUGAAUACAGUUAAAUGUAUUAUACAUAAUUUUGGAACCAAAGAGGCCAACAGAUCAGUUUUAAUUUUUAUUAGAAUGGUGAGGCCAUCUUCUAUGAGGUGGACGUUCUGAACAAUCCCUUGAGUGGCCUGCCAAUGUUUCAGGGUAUAAAUGGAUUUUGUUUAUUCAGUUCAAUGUGUCUUUUCUAUCCUUACACACCCAGAAGGUAGAGUAAAAAUGACUGGUAGAAUGCAGGUGUGUACCCUUAAAUCCUCAUCUUUAUGUUUAUUUAAUAAAGCUCCCCUUAGGUUCUGUUUCAUAAUAAUUUAAAACCAAACAAUUUCCCCAUAGACUGGCUGUUAAAAUAUUUUACGUUUGUGUACAGUUUAAGAAAAUAAACGAUUGAGUGCCACGGGC